Macroventuria anomochaeta is the source of this 699-nucleotide messenger RNA. RefSeq lists its product as uncharacterized. The coding region runs from base 1 to 699 and encodes 232 amino acids. Gene Ontology annotation, molecular function: mannosyltransferase activity. Gene Ontology annotation, biological process: GPI anchor biosynthetic process. The record is from RefSeq and is a predicted model, not a curated record. Gene Ontology annotation, cellular component: endoplasmic reticulum membrane; mannosyltransferase complex. The transcript is spliced from 3 exons. Lineage: Eukaryota; Fungi; Ascomycota; Dothideomycetes; Pleosporales; Didymellaceae.
AUGCGCGUCAUAGCUGCACUGCUCUGCAUUGUGUCACAGGCCUGGACAGUGAAUGCCAACGUCGAGAAGACCAUAUUUCUCGGGCCCAGCGCUGUGCCUCUCCCUGAUGUCCGCCCCAGCUUAGACGACCUACGCCUGCACUCGCUGUCAAGUCUUGAACCUAUUCUGUCCACGCAACUCUCUGUGCAGUUCCCUUCGAGUACGGGACCCCACGGUCUUGAAUCCUGGUACCUUCUGAGUGGCCUGGAGGAGGGCAGAAGGUACGAGGUCCGCAUAUGCUGGCCAGCGACCUCGCCGACCGACUUCUGGCUCGAUACCUACUCAAUCACCGAAGUCUUCGACACUCCGCAUCUGAUAUCCUCUCUCGCAGAAUACAGUGAGCAAUUGCCGGGAUCGAACUCUAGGGACAGCUUGAACAAGCAGAAAUUGACAGGAGACACGCAGUCGAUACUGCUUCUGCGAGUCCAGGCAGCAGCGUCAUACUAUUCGACUAACCGCACGUUAAUGGACUACCCGCCGCCGGUCGAUGUCGAUAUCAUUCUUGAUCCCUUCCUCCUAAACCUCCUGCCGUGCUCCCUAGCACCGGUCGCCAUAUACAUCACAGCUGUUGCGGUUGCAGCGUGGUUUGUCUCAGGCUACACAUAUCGCUGGCUGCUCUCGGUCGUCGAAGAGUCUUCCGCAAAAGCGCAUGCAGAUUAA